AUGCCAUGGUGCUGUGGCUUGGCAAACAGCGGUGAGGCAGCAUCUACCGCUCUUAUCACCACCAAUAGUAACGCUGAUCUCGAACAGCAACAGUUAGAUGCUGCUAAUACAAGUGCGUCCAAAACAUCAACUACUUUUGAUAUUAAUUUUGGACCUAUGCUUGUGCAACCAAAGAAAACGCUUUCUGCCUUUUCCAAAUCAGUUGGAUGGUAUAUUACUGCACUGAUCAUCUUCUUAUUGAUCGAUAACUGCACUACAAAAUAUCAUCGGCAUUCCUUAUUGAUUGCUCAGAAUUUCUAA
Messenger RNA from Thelazia callipaeda (thelaziosis nematode), 300 nucleotides. The record is from the annotation of a GenBank genome assembly. Lineage: Eukaryota; Metazoa; Nematoda; Chromadorea; Rhabditida; Thelaziidae.